CUUUACGCAGAAAGAAACGCGUUAGCAUGUUAGCACGGGGAAAGACCUGCUGAAGCGGGAAAUACUUACAUUUAACAGUUUUUCUUCAAUCAUAGUCAUUGCAAAGUAGGGUUGGAUCGAUUGUGUACGCAUGUAUACAACAUCUGCAUUAAAGGCAGGUAAAAAAGUUGAAAUAUACAGGUUGUUAACUGGACCGGCUUUAUGUGAACACAAAGGCCUAACGUUAGGUUCGCGGUGAAGCAUGUACCCUUCGUGGGGAAAUUAUGGAGGUGGACAUCCGCCUCCCACUAACGUUAACGUUAAUCAAUUUGAUGCGAGAUCGGCACCAGUAAGGGCCCCACCACCGACAGCAGGGGCGCCUGCAGGAUAUGGUGCUCCUCCUCCGGCGUCGAAUUUUAACAGUUUACGGGAGCAACAUUUACAACAAAUGCAACAACUGCAACAGCUCCAUCAGAAACAACUGCAGUCAGUGCUUCAUUACAGUAAUGCUCCCGGCUAUGGAGGCCCUGGUGGCUGGCAAGGGCAAGGGGCUGCUCCGGGUUUUCCUCCGCCCGGUUCAGAGGCAACCACGAACUAUCAGCAAGGUCCACCGGGGUCUGUGCCACCCCAACCUCCGCAGCCUCCACAGCCUCAAGAAGAGGCGCCUCCUAAGCCACCUGAGCCUACACCCCCGACUACUCAACAAAACUAUACUGCUCCCGGGGCCCACACGUCCAAUAAUGAAAACAACGCUCCUAAAGACUUAUCAGCGAUCGCUUUUCCACAGGAGGGAGAGAAUCCCGACUUCACAUCAAUGACAUUACAGGAUCAGCAACAGUUCUGGUACAAGCAACACCUCCAGAAUCUGCAGAAGCUUAAGAAUGAGCGGGCAAAACAGGGCCAAAGUCAGGGUCAACCUGCUGACAAAAACCAGAAACCUGGCGAGGCGCCGCCUCCCCCUGUCGAGCCUCCUAAGAACGCUCCACCUCCACCUCUCCCCAAAGAGGAGCCACCGCCACCUCCUCCACCUGAGGAACCUAAGACCAACAUCGCGAGCUCCGGGGACCCGUUUGAGGCGGCGCGCAUGCAGCAGCUGCAGGCGGCAGCGGCCCAGUGGCAGCAGGCGCAGCAGCAGCGGGCCGCUCACCAGUACCAGGCGCUGAUGCACGAGCACGCGCAGCUGCAGCAGAUACUGCAGCAGUACCAGCAGUUCAUCCAGCAGCCGGCGCAUCUCCAGACCAUGUCACUGGACAUGCAGCUGAAACACUACGACGUGCAGCAGCAGCAGUUCACCCCCGUUUACCAGGAGUGGGACCGGCACUUUAAACUCUGGUAUGAGCAGUUCCAGUCCUACCCACACAAAGACCAACUCCAGGACUACGAGGCCCAGUGGAAACAGUGGCAGGAACAGAUGAACUCCACCGCAGCACAUUUGCAGGAGAGGGUCACGACCCUUCGAGCCAUGCAGCAACAGUAUGGCCCCCCGCCUGGCUAUGGGGGUAUGGGGGGGCAGUACGGGCAGAACAUGCCGCCCCCAGAUUCACAGAUGCAUCACCCGUCUUUGCCUCCGAACGCAAGCAUGCAGCACUCACCAUCUGUUGGACCUCCUUCAUCUGGGCCACCACCUACAGGAACUCCGCUUACCGGUGCGUCCCCUGCCGGGCCGCCCACUACAGGACCAACUCCUGCAGGACAGCCAGCUUCAACAACUGCAAGUCAAGCAGGUGUUUCGACAGCAACCACCACAUCUACACCCACAUCUGAGUCAUACCAGACGACAGCAACAGGAAAUAUGUCGGCCCCGUACGGUAACAAUAAUGCUGGACCUCAACAUCCUGGAAUGAGACCAACUGGCCCAAGGUUUGAUGGCCCAAGAUUUGAUCAGUCACAACAUCAACGGUUUAAUGCACCACCAAGAUUUGAUCCAAGACAAAGAUUCAACGCGCCUAACCAAGGACCCCCUGGUAGAUUUGAUUCCCCAAUGAGACAUGGCGCCCCUGGUUUUGAACGACCCCCUGGUCCAAACUCUAGAUUUGAGAGGCCACCUGGCCCAUCACAGAAUCCACAAAAUAGGUUCGAAAGUCCUCAAGGACCUCCACAGAAUCCCCAAAAUCGUUUUGAAAGACCUCCAGGGCCACCACAGAAUCAGCAGUCUCGUUUUGAAAGACCACCAGGUCCUGGACAGGGCCCAAUGUCUCGUUUUGAAAGACCUCCAGGUCCUGGACAGGGCCCGAUGUCUCGUUUUGAACCUGGUCCAGGACAAGGUCCGAUGUCUCGUUUUGAAAGACCACCUGGUCCUGGUCAGGGUCCAGCAUCUCGUUUUGAAAGACCACCUGGUCCGGGACAGGGUCCAGCAUCUCGUUUUGAAAGACCACCUGGUCCGGGACAGGGUCCAGCAUCUCGUUUUGGCAGACCACCUGGUCCGGGACAGGGUCCAGCAUCUCGUUUUGAAAGACCACCAGGUCCAGGACAGGGUCCAGCAUCUCGUUUUGACAGACCACCUGCUCCUCAACCUCAACAAGCUGGUGUUGGUUCCCAAGUGAAACCAAAUUCUGCUGCUCAAACUAAAGAGGAAAAACAGGAAAUUACUGGAUCGCAGUCCAAAGAAUCAACAUCUGAAAAUAAAGGUGCAAAGGAGAAAAGCACAGUUGAUGACACUCUGGCUGAGGAUAUUGUUGAUUCUGGGAAUGGGUUCUUUGUCCAGAACGACCCAAUUCCUCAGACUUCACAAAAGGACACUCCGCAAAAGGCAGAAGAUCCAGUCGCUGGAGCAAAAGAUAAGGCUAAGGACGUUAAGGAAACUGAGACCUCCAAAACUGCGGUGUCAGCACCUUCUUCUACUCCGCUAAAACAGACUCCCACACCACCUGGUCAGGCGCCCGGUCCAGCCAAAAGUGGAGUCAACAACGGGCCCCCUCCACGACCUAUGCCUCAUGAGAUGCCUCGCCAGCCUCCUCCAGGUCCUCCCCAUGGCGAUAAUCAGAUGGGUCAUCCAUCCAUGGGACGCGGGCAGCAUCCUCCAGGUCCUCCAUACGGUGAUCAUCCAAUGGGUCCUCCUCAUGGUGAUCAUCCAAUGGGUCCUCCUCAUGGUGAUCAUCCAAUGGGUCCUCCGCAUAUGAUGCGUGGGAGAGGCCGAGGGCAAAUGCCAAUGCCCAUGCGUGGCAGGGGCCGGGCCCGUGGCCGAGGAAUGCCUGGCGGGCCAAUGGGCCCACCACAUGGAUAUGAUCCCAACUUCCAGCCACCUGAAGAAGAGGAGCAUUCUGGGUAUGAGUAUGAAGCCCCGCAAGAGCACAUGGGUCACACAGGUGAAGAAGAGGUGGAUUAUGGCUGGGAGGAUCCCUCGGCAGAACCUUCUGGAAGGAUACCUGGAAGAGGGCCACCACAUCACGAGCAGGACAUGUGGCUCCCAGAGGAGCAUCACUUUGGCGAAGAAUACUACGAAGAAGCAGAGGGCCAGGAGGAGGCUGUGGAGGAAGAGGCCAAGCAUUGGCAGGAGGCAGCAGAACCAGAAGCAGAACCGGAAUACUGGGAACAAGAACAAGAUCCCUAUGGUCCGUGGAAUGUCCGAAGGCCCCCGAUGCGCGGAAGACCUCCAUUCCCCCACGGCAUGCGUGGAAGGCCGCCUCCGCCUCGAGGCUUCAUGCACCAGGGUCCCAGGCGCCCCCCUCCUCCUCACCCUCCCCACAUGGAGGGCAUGGAGCAUGAGCCUUACGGGCCCCCUCAGGGCUACAGGGGACAUCCGAGGGGUCCUAUGGGGCCUCCGAUGCAUCGAGGGCUACCUCCUCGAGGCCACCCCGCUCUCCGUGGCAUGAUGAAGCCACGACCCCCUCCACCACGAGAGAUGAUGGAAAGAGAUCCACAUGGACCUCCGCCUUACCACGACCCUAUGGAGCACGAUCCAGAAUGGGCACCGCCACCUCCACCACACGGCAGAGAGCCCAGACGCCUCCCUCCGCCGCCCCCGCAUGCCAUGAUGGAGAGAGACUUGAGAAGGCCGCCGGCACCACCACCCUAUGGUCCAGGACCCCCCAGAAGGAGGCCGCCAUUCCCCCAUGAAGACCCAGAGGGGUUGUACGAGGAGCCCUAUGAGGAGGAAUAUCCACCGCCCGAUGACGGGUAUAGAAGGCCGCCACCUCCACCGCGGGAGUUCAUCACUCGAGACUACGAACAUGGCCAGGAGGGCUACUAUCCACCGCCUCCGCCCAAAGACUGGGAGAUGGAGCGCGGUGGCAGGGAGUAUCCACCCUACACGCCUCAUGGCCCACCGGAGCGCAUGCGAGAAGACCGGUGGUCAGAGGGCAGAGAGAGGCCGUAUCCUUACGAGGAAGAACAUGGUAGACCUGAUUACGAAGGGCCUGGUUAUCCGGACGAGCCUCCAUACGGUGGCAGAGAACCUCCUUACCGUGGCCAGCCCGACUGGGAGAAGCCCUUGCCAGAAAGAAGUUACCCUCCCAUAGAGCCGAGGAGGCCUUCGUUCGAGGCAGGCUCAGAAUCCGGCAUGGAUAUCCCCCCGCAGCCUCCCCAAGCAGGGUCGGAUCCGUCUCAUGAGCAAGCCUCUCCAACGACUGCAAAGGGAGUCCUGGCACUCUCUCAGAGACAGCACGAGAUCAUCCUGAAAGCUGCACAGGAGCUGAAAAUGAUCAGAGAGCUCCAAGAAUGUAAAGGCCCAGCAGGAGAUACUGCUGCCCCUGAGGUCAAGACUGAACUACUUCCUGGUCUCCUUGGGCUUGAAAUCCCACCUGAAGUCAAGUCGGCCCUUCAGUCCACAGGUCUUUUGUCUGAGACUGGACAGGCUGGGGGAGGGAAAUCAGUAUCAUGGGAGUAUGACCACCCACCACAAGAAGGUGGUUACCACCAACAGCCCCCACCAUCCAAACCCAUCAUCACUAAAACGGUGGAUUAUGGACAUGGCCAUGAAUCUGGUGCGACAGUGGAGCGCAUGUCUUAUGGUGAAAGGAUUAUCCUGAGGCCUGACCCUUUGCCUGAGAGGACAUUUGAAAAAGAACCGCUUGGCCCGAGAGAACCCUAUGGCCCGAGGGAUCCGUAUUUUGACAGACGGAACGACCCUUAUAUGGAACGGCGGGAAUGGAGUAGAGAGCGGGAGAGAGACCCCUACAGAGAAAGAGAAAGAGAAGAGAGAGAACGGUUUGAACGGGAUCGCUUCGCCAGAGAUGACCGACCACCAUCAGGGCCCCCAGGUCGCCCCGGCUACAGAGAUCGGGAGCGCGAACAAAGAGAGCGAGAGGGGCGCAGCAGCCGGGACCGAGAGCCUUACGGCCGCCCACCCUACGACAGGCCACCAUACGAACGAGGCACCGAGCGGUUCGAGCACGGGCCCCCAGGCCCUCCGGGUUAUGGAAAUGACCGGAGGAGCUAUCCCGAUGAGAGGCCACCUGGCCCACAGUCCUCCAUGGCCCCUGCUCCAGGCCCUCCCCCUCGCGCCGAGAAGAAACCUGAAACCAAGAACGUGGACGACCUCCUCAAGCCACCUGGCCGAUCAAGCCGUCCAGACAGGAUUGUCAUUAUAAUGCGUGGCCUUUCAGGAAGUGGGAAAAGCCACGUCGCAAAACUGGUUCGGGAUAAGGAAGUGGAGUGCGGUGGAGCACCUCCCCGUGUCCUCAGCAUAGACGACUACUUCAUGACUGAGGUGGAGAAGGUCGAGAAGGACCCAGAGAGUGGCAAAAAUGUCAAGAACAAGGUGCUGGAAUACGAGUACGAACCAGAGAUGGAGGACACCUAUCGCAGCAGCAUGCUGAAGACCUUCAAGAAAACACUCGACGAUGGCUUUUUCCCCUUCAUCAUCAUCGAUGCGAUCAAUGACAAAGUCAAAUACUUUGAUCAGUUCUGGAGUGCGGCCAAGACCAAAGGUUUUGAGGUGUACGUGGCUGAAAUUACAGCAGAUAACCAGACAUGUGCAAAGAGAAACAUCCACGGACGGAAGACGAAGGACAUCUCAAAGAUGGCCAGUAGCUGGGAGACUACACCUCGUCACAUGGUGCGACUAGAUAUCAGGUCCCUGUUGCAGGAUGCAGCUAUUGAAGAGGUUGAAAUGGAAGACUUUGACCCUUCUAAGGAAGAGCUGAAGACCGAGAUGAAGAAGGAGGACGAAGAGGAGACCGACCUGGUAAGGGGGUUCCUUCCAAAAAGCAAAUGGGAGAUCGACACAUCUGAGGCGAAGCUGGACAAGCUGGACGGCCUGGUCGGCGGGAGCAAACGGAAGCGUGAGUCUGAUGUAGCAGGCAUAGAGGACUUCCUCCAGCUGCCAGACGACUACGCCACGCGGAUGUCCGAACCCGGAAAGAAGCGGGUGCGGUGGGCUGACCUGGAAGAGAAGAAGGACGCCGACCGAAAGCGCGCUAUCGGCUUUGUCGUGGGCCAGACCGACUGGGAGAAAAUCACAGACGAAACCGGACAGUUAGCCCAGCGAGCUCUAAAUCGCACCAAGUAUUUCUGAGAAGAACAUUUCGUUAGUCUUUGCACACUUUUGGCACACAGGUAGCCAUACCGUGAACCUACAGAUUUCUCUUCUGUUCUUUGAUGGAGCCAGGAACGCUGUUCCCUCAUCCUGUUACUGUUAUUUAACAUUUUGCUGUAAGAGAAAAGAGAAGAUGAUACUGUCUUUGGGAUCCACCAGGGGAGGAGAAAAUGAAGACGUUGUUAGAUGUGUUCCAUCUUUUUGGUGUUUCUCAUGAAUGCUCACAAUGAUUUGACUUCCUGCACCAGGAACUAAAUCACCAAGUUUUCACGUUGCCUAUAGCUCCACCUGUAUUUUUUAUACCUUGUAUGUAUUCCCAACAGAAUUCAUGCUUUGUUUUAGUCAUUAGAUUUGAAUAAAUUAAACCCUAACGUGAAA
Molecule: messenger RNA, 6832 nt
Organism: Sardina pilchardus (European sardine)
Lineage: Eukaryota; Metazoa; Chordata; Actinopteri; Clupeiformes; Clupeidae
Gene: ylpm1
Product: YLP motif containing 1
Exons: 21
Coding region: 242-6433 (2063 amino acids)
Biological process (GO): regulation of telomere maintenance
Cellular component (GO): nucleus
Source: RefSeq, a predicted model, not a curated record